This is a messenger RNA of Kockovaella imperatae, 2783 nucleotides long. RefSeq lists its product as hypothetical. Bases 450 to 2345 code for a protein of 631 amino acids. Lineage: Eukaryota; Fungi; Basidiomycota; Tremellomycetes; Tremellales; Cuniculitremaceae. The transcript is spliced from 4 exons. The record is from RefSeq and is a predicted model, not a curated record.
CAUACUUCAAGCAAACCAGUCUUUCCCAUUUUUUUGACAUCAUGUCAGUCUUGGUGAUAGUAUCAGCAGCAGCAGCAGCAGUGGACCAUGCUCGAGUAUCGUUGAGAGAAUAAGGGGUUUGGGUCCGUCUCUCGCUCUCUCUCUCGAACCUGUCAGUCAAGCUUUCGUCAUCAUUCAACUCUAUCCGUGGAAUCCUGGAGGCAGUGCUGCUGGUCUUCCACCACCAACGUUCUUUUUAUACACCAUUCAUCCAUUCACUUUUUCCCAUACAAAGCAAGAGCAGCAGAAGCAGCAGCAGCAGCAGCACGAGAAAAAUAUUGGGAUCUGCUAGGACCCUGUAGCUGUUGCGCAACCCUUUUCCAUCUGCGCUAGCAACUCCCCUCCACCCCCCUCCCCCCUUCUCCCUUCUCCCUUCCUUCCCCCCCCUUCCCCCAGAACAUCCCGUCACGAUGGCUGCGAAUAGCAACGUUUCAGGCGGAGGUGAUCAACCAACUUCACCUGCAAAUACUACACCUCAACCUACGACAGACAACGGUGGUGGUGGUGGUAGCGGCAGUGGUCAAGGAGGAAGUAACAACUCCCCCACUCAACAACAACAGCCAACGACUUCCAAGCAGGAUAACAACGGCGGUGGUGGUAAUGGCGGUGGUGGGAACAAUGGAGGCACAACGAGUGUGAAUUCUUCACCUACUGCGAAUUAUACGCCUCCCUCAACGACCACAUUGACUCAGAUGAGUAACAACCCUCCGCCUCAGAAUACCUAUACGCCACCUACGACUCAAGCGCAAGGAGGAAACGGUGGUGGUGGUGCUGGGCAACAACAGCCGCAGACAUCGACGCAGAAUAACAACAAUUACCCCAUGCCUCAAUCAUCCAGCGCAGCUGUUGGGGACCCGAUAAGGGGUACCUCUGCCGCUGUCUCAUCCUAUCACCCUUCAUCUUCCAUAGCAUCCUCCUCUUCCACCUCUCAUGUACCUUCGUCCUCCUCCACCAUCUCAUCCGCCAUCUCUUCCGUUCACCCAUCUUCCCUAUCUUCAACCCAGUCAUCUUCCUCCUCGUCCAGUGCCGCCACAGCAUUGUCCAACGAUGCAGCGACCUCGACGAAAAGUUUUAGCAAAGGUGAAAUCGGGGGUAUCGCAGGAGGUGCUGCGGGCGGUGUGGCCCUCCUCGUCUUGAUAUUCCUCUGCUGGAGAAGAGCCAGAGAUAAGAAGAACUGGGUACCUCCACCGCCACCCCGUGAGAUGGCCUACAACUCUCAGUCCAUUUCCAGACACAGAGCCAGCGUUUCGGGCAUAGUUCCCAGUGUAUUCGAGCCAGCCGGAGCGGAUGUCCAUCGUCAAUCUUCCUACUCUACCCUGCUCGCUGCGAGACCUUCCUCUCAGUUCGCUCACUCUCGCGAUCCCUCGACGUCAGGAUACUAUUCUACAUACCCCAUCGCAACCCCAUCAUCAGGGUCAGGGGAACCGACAACAUCCCCGUUCAUGGCGCCCGUGUCAGCUUACACUCCUGCCUCUGAACCAUCUCCACCAUUGAGUCACGACUUGUCGCCGGGCGGAGGCAUCCACGCACGAUCAGCCUCGACCGAUCUCGGCAAUCUCGCUGGCGUAGGUAUCCCCGCUCACAGGCUCUAUGACAGCGAGUCCCCGUUCCAUCGUCCUGGUCCGCUACCUCUCGCGGGCGCUGCUCGACGAGAGACUGACUCUAGCUCUCAAUCCGGCUCAUCGUCUGGUCGAUCAAAUCCACCGAGACACAAGACGUCUGUGGAUAGAUUGAGGCACGAAACUUCACGAUCGAGUCUGGCAGGAAGUAAUGGUCCCGGUGCCUUGCCCACUUUCCCGAGUGGCGGGACUGGCCAUUCGUCUCGAGCUCCAUCUCCAUCCCUUCCGAGCGAAGGCGAACCCUCCUCCCGAGCGACUUCCCCGAAUCCAUCGACUUAUACUCCGAGCCAUGCUCACUCUUUCAACGGGAUGGCGCCGAGGCAAUACAUCUCCAGCUCUCUGUCGCCUUUCCCUAGACCCUAUUCGACCAUAUCGAUGAACACCAUCGGUCCAGUCAAUAUCAGCGGAGCGCCUCAUCAAGGUAGACGCAUGAUGCUACAGAUGCCUGAGCUGCUCAGUUCACCGAGACCGGAUGAUGGGAAUGAUUAUAUGAGGGAGAGGAGGAGUAUGGAAGGGACCAGCUCCUCGAUGGGCGCUGCCAGGAAUAGGGAGCAUCGAUUGUCUGCCAAUUCAGACUUUGGACCCGUUUCACCUCAGCGAGGUGGUCAUCGUGCCAGUUUACCGCACAGUCAGUCCGCGUCUUUCUCGGGCCACCAAUCCAGGUAUACUGGAGAGCGAGCGGUCUGAACGGUGGGCCCACCAGUUGACAUAUCGGCUCCUGCCUGAACUUUGGCGGCACAUUCGUCUCGAUACCCUGCAUAACUCUACCGCAUGAUUUCCCCCCAAUUCCGCUCCUCGCCAGGAUCUCAAGGAAGACACUCGGUCAGAAUCUCUCAUACAAGGACAUUCUAUUGCUUCUCUUGAGGCUUACUGCAGCCUUAUUUGUACAUUUGGACAGACAAAACCACAUUCGGCUCAAAGACCGGCCCACCGACCCACCGACCCACCAAUCCUUCAUUCGUAAGGUUAGCAUUUUUCACCCGCCUCAGCCAACAUCUGUCGUCCCUGUCCCUGUUACUUUUCACUUUCGCUGCUGCAUGGCGUCUCAUAGCGAGAUUGCUUCCAGGUAUAAUUCUGAGGAGGAUCUAGGCGCCUCGUGUCUCAAUGCAUCAUCUCGCCUGUGUC